Molecule: messenger RNA, 1177 nt
Organism: Otolemur garnettii (small-eared galago)
Lineage: Eukaryota; Metazoa; Chordata; Mammalia; Primates; Galagidae
Gene: C1QBP
Product: complement C1q binding protein
Exons: 6
Coding region: 94-939 (281 amino acids)
Biological process (GO): cytosolic ribosome assembly
Cellular component (GO): mitochondrial matrix
Source: RefSeq, a predicted model, not a curated record
GGCGGGGCUUCCGGCUGCGCGCUAGGUCAGGGGGCGCCUAGGGCAGAUUCGUCCUUCGCUUUUGCACGUGUUGAGACUGCAGCCUCCGGCGCGAUGCUUCCUCUGCUCCGCUGUGUGCCCCGAGUCCUGGGCUCCGCCGCUGCCGGCCUCCGCGCCGCCGCGCCCGCCCCGCCGCUCCAGCAGCUACUGCAGCUGGCGCCCCGGCCGUGCGCCCGGCCCUUCGGAUUGCUCUGCAUGCGCGCGGGGUCGGGGCGGCGGCCCGGCCUCCUGCGGCCUCCCGUGCCCUGCGCCUGUGGCUGCGGCUGCGGCGCGCUGCAUACCGAGGGGGACAAAGCUUUUGUUGAAUUUCUGAGUGAUGAAAUUAAGGAGGAAAAGAAAAUCCAGAAGCAUAAGUCUCUCCCCAAGAUGUCUGGAGGUUGGGAGUUGGAAGUGAAUGGGACAGAAGCAAAAUUAGUGCGGAAAGCUGCUGGGGAAAAGAUCACUGUCACUUUCAACAUUAACAACAGCAUCCCACCAACGUAUGAUGGUGAAGAGGAGCCCUCACAAGGGCAGAAGGUUGAGGAACAGGAGCCUGAACUGACGUCAACUCCUAAUUUUGUGGUUGAAGUUAUGAAGAAUGAUGGCAAGAAGGCCCUUGUGCUGGACUGCCACUAUCCAGAGGAUGAGGUUGGACAAGAAGAGGAGGCUGAAAGUGACAUUUUCUCUAUCAGGGAAGUUAGCUUUCAGUCCACCAGUGAUUCUGAAUGGAAGGAUACUAAUUACACACUCAACACAGAUUCCCUGGACUGGGCCUUGUAUGACCAUCUAAUGGAUUUCCUUGCGGAUCGAGGGGUGGACAACACUUUUGCAGAUGAGUUGGUAGAACUCAGCACAGCCCUGGAACACCAAGAAUAUAUUACUUUUCUCGAAGACCUCAAAAGUUUUGUCAAGAGCCAGUAGAGCACACAGAGACACUGAAAGCCUGACUUUUAUGGCAGGCUUUGGCCAGUGAACAAAUCCCACUCUACAGCCAGACACAUGUGCUUUGAAAUGGUUAUCAUCCUACUAUCAUGGGGAAAAAAAGCAAAUGUAAAUUAUUUCUUUGCAUUCACUUACUAUUCAUUUGGCUUUUUUCUGUACAAAUCUAGAUUUUUGUAUAACAUAAUGAUAGACAAUAAAAUUGGUUUAUCUCCUCCAA